Molecule: messenger RNA, 1083 nt
Organism: Rotaria sordida
Lineage: Eukaryota; Metazoa; Rotifera; Eurotatoria; Philodinida; Philodinidae
Source: the annotation of a GenBank genome assembly
AUGCUAAAAACUAUAUCAUUUGUUCGAGGUUUUCGUGUACCUACACAAAAAGAUAUUGAUGAAGCACUUGGUAAUGAUGCUUCAUUUUCGAAUGAAUUCAAAACAUCAUUUAAUUCAUUACCAAAUCCAACAAAUGAUCUAGAUUGGUUAGCAAAUUAUAAAGAAAAAGGUCAAACAUAUAGAAAAUUUCUUGAUGAAAGUCCAUUUCUUGAUGAUAAUUAUUCAUUAAAAAAAUAUAUUUAUUUAACAUUACUUGAUAAUGAUGAUCUUUUAUCAUUAUUAAAUAUUGAUCAUUUAAUUAAUUAUACACAACGUUUUUUUCAAAUGGAAGUUAAACUUCUUCCUUUAUUUACAAAUAUUUAUUGGAAUAAUACAAAAAAAAAAUGGAUAUGCACAAUGAAAGGUAGAAAUGAUUUAAUAAAAGAGAUAACUCUUCGUACACGUUAUAAUUCAACAACGGAACAUUCACAAAUUUAUGUAGAUAAUAUUCUUAAUCUAUUAAAACGUUCAGUUCCUAGUGAUGCUCGUUGUCUUGUUGCUAUAACAUUACAUGAUUUAUAUUCAGAUGAAUCUGAUUUAUUUAUUGCUGGUUUAGCUCAUGGAAAUUGUCAUGUAGCAGCUUUUUCGUUUUUUCGUUAUGAUCCUCGUUUGAAAUUUGGUGAUGAAUUUUGGUAUGAUUGGAAAAUAAAAAAAACUCAAUCAAAAUUAAUGUCAAUAAUUAUAUUACUUCGAUCAUGUCGUCUUCUUACACAUGAAAUAGGACAUUUACUUGGUAUUGGUCAUUGUAUUUAUUAUGGAUGUUUAAUGAAUGGAAGUGGACAUUUACAAGAAGAUUUUUCUCAACCAUUAUUUUUAUGUCCAAUUGAUUUAAGAAAAUUAUCUCAAUUAGCAAAUUUUGAUUUUAUUCAACGAUAUGAAAAAUUAUUAGAUUUUUGUACAGAAAAUCAAUUCAAUGAUGAAACUGAUAUAUUAAAAAAACGUUUAGAAAUACUGAAGAAUAACAAACAAAUGAUACAAACAAAAAAGAACAAGAAUAUUGAUCAUGAAAUAAAACAAAAAACUAAACGUUUGAAGAAAAAUUGA